This is a messenger RNA of Vicia villosa (hairy vetch), 2019 nucleotides long. RefSeq lists its product as uncharacterized. The transcript has 10 exons. Lineage: Eukaryota; Viridiplantae; Streptophyta; Magnoliopsida; Fabales; Fabaceae. The coding region runs from base 153 to 935 and encodes 260 amino acids. The record is from RefSeq and is a predicted model, not a curated record.
CGCAGUUCAAGUCAUGGGGCUCUUGCUUGCCAAAUGCUGGAAAUACAGCACCUGGUGAGCGACUCAGUGAAGUGACAGUGAUGCUGUGAGCAAAGUUUCGAAACUACCCGCAGGCAAUUGUAGAAAAACUUGUCGAGAAUACGAGGGAUCCGAUGAUUAGAGUUGGUUCUAAUGAUAGGCAGAAUGGUUUCACCAAGUAUGAAUCGUCAGAUUCGGCGGCCAGCUCAGAAUUCUCGUCAACACAAGUAGGAAGUGUCAAUGGCACUCUUCCGAAAAGUAGGGCUUAUAUGUCAGCUGGGUAUGCUUCCAGUGUACCUUCAAGGAUGAAUCAACAAAAUUCUGCAGAAAAAAGGUGUAUGUGUUGUUGGCUUGCUGAGAUUAGCCUAACUCUGAUCUGUGCUAUGGUGUGUUUUCAGAAUGGAAGAUUAUCCGACGGCAAGGACAUUCCAAGUGCACCCUCAUUUUGUGGUUCAACUCAAGGGAUCAGACCAACUAAUGAGCAAAUUUCAACUUCUACAGCUCGUAGUACUCCAAAUAAUGCAGAAUCGAGCACCUUGAAAUCUGUAACCAGAGAUAAGUUUGAGAACCACGGAGAUGCAAGCUCGGAACAAUUGGUUAGACCUGCUACUGGUUCUGACGGUGCUGCAUCUUCUAAUCCACAACCACCCCGUCUUCCAACAUUUCAUGCAAGUGCUCUUGGACCAUGGCAAGCAGUAAUUGCAUAUGAUGCUUGCGCGCGACUUUGCCUUCAUGCUUGGGCAAUGCAAUGUACGGAAGCUCCUAUGUUCUUGGAAAAUGAAUGUUUUCUACUAAGGGAUGCAUUUGGAUUGCGACAAGUGCUGCUUCAACCCGAAGAGGAAUUAUUGGUGAAAUGCAAUGCCGAGCUUUCCAGCGAGGGUGUUGUGCCUAAACCAAAAUACUUAUUGGCAAGAUGAGGGAUCAAGUACGUAAAGUCAAAAGGGGUGUCGACCCUCCUACUGGCUGUAGCAUGUCAAAAAUUGUGACAGACAAAAUUAAAAUGGAAUCUGUACGAUAUAAAUUCUCAAAUUUACAGUAAAAAAUAUCUUCUGGUUGGCACGCUCUUAGGUAAGUUCGCUUUGUACCACAUUUGCCUGCUAAUGGCUCCUUCACUCACAAAAGCUUGGCAUAUGUGCAUGCUAGCACUCGCUAUAUACAGCAAGUCUUUGGACUCCUGAAAGUUGGUGUAACAGCUCCUGCGGAGCAAUUCAUCAUCCUAUGAUGUUGUGCAAGAGACAUUCUUGUGUUCUUUAAGAAUGAAAAGCUUAGCUGAAAAAGAUGCCAUUAAGUUGCAUCCUGGAUCUGCAGAAACUCAUAUGUUGUAAAGUUUUUUUUCUUCGUUUUUGUCUUUUUCUACAUUCACAAGUUCACAACUAUGGUGGUUGAACAUAAUCUGCUUACUUUUACAGCUUUUCAGAUAGUCUUGGCGACGAUUUGAUUAUUGAAGUUUAAGAUUCUAAGCGAAAACAUUUUGGCCGUGUUCUUGUCCAAGUGGCUUCCAUAUCUGAUAAUCCGGCUGACAAAGUACGCCGGUGGCCUAUUUAUCAUGAGCUUGUCGGAAAAAUACAACUCUCUAUAACUUAUACUACAAGCGCAGAUGAAAAUAAUCAUCUCAAGUGUGGUUUUGUAGCAGAGACAGUUGCGUACGACUUAGUUUUAGAAGUUGCGAUGAAAGUCCAAGGCUUCCAACAAAGGAACCUAUUGUUAGAUGGUCCAUGGAAAUGGCUCUUGACAGAGUUUGUCCAAGUGCUUAUUGUAUAAUCUAUUUCUAUAACAAAAAUAAAGUCAAAUUGUUUUAAUAUAAGCUAUCCCAUAGAUUUUAUGGAAAUAAUCUGAAAACAACUUAUGGACAUGCCAUACUUGUGCCGGCAAAUAAUCUCAAAUAAGUCGAUCCAAAGAUUCCUCCAAUGUUACUUAAGAUUGAUUAAUGUCCUCUAUUUUGUAAGGACUAUAUCCUAGUCAUUAUACUACUUUUAAUUUGCACUUACUUACUUUCAAAUA